Messenger RNA from Merops nubicus (carmine bee-eater), 1846 nucleotides. RefSeq names its product ST8 alpha-N-acetyl-neuraminide alpha-2,8-sialyltransferase 4 (gene ST8SIA4). The record is from RefSeq and is a predicted model, not a curated record. The coding region runs from base 1 to 1368 and encodes 455 amino acids. Lineage: Eukaryota; Metazoa; Chordata; Aves; Coraciiformes; Meropidae. Gene Ontology annotation, molecular function: alpha-N-acetylneuraminate alpha-2,8-sialyltransferase activity. The transcript is spliced from 5 exons. Gene Ontology annotation, biological process: N-glycan processing; oligosaccharide metabolic process.
AUGAAUUCCUUGGUGGCUGAGCGAAAUCAGCAAAGGCAGGGAAGGUGCUUACACUUUCUGUUUGCUUGUGCAAAUCGACAGGGAGGCAGGGGAGCCUCAUCCUUUGGUGUAAGCCUUUGCCUUCAUUUGAGGAGGAGGCAUAAGGAGGUUGUAAAUGUCCGUAGGGGCCUGGAGGAUGCUGGAGCAGUUACAAGCUACUUAGUCCCCUCCUUUGCCCCUGUGGUGCCCAGAGUUAAACGCAGAAAGGGCGUCUUCACUGACCCUUGCCCAGGCAAGCUGGUGCGGCCGUGGGGCACAGGCAGCUGGGCGUCUGUGGCCUCUGCACCUCCCCGGAACAGGGGAGAGCCUCACCUGUGUGUGCAUGUGGUUAAUGAUGAGAUGUUUGCUUCCCUUGCACUAAGAGGUGGUGAACUGAGUUUGAGUAGAUCAAUGAUCAAUAGCUCUGAUAAGGUAAUUCAAAAGGGUGGCUCCUCAGUCUUCCAGCAUGCUGUAGAAGGUUGGAGAAUCAAUUCUUCUUUGGUACUGGAAAUAAGAAAGAACAUUCUUCGAUUCUUGGAUGCUGAAAGAGAUGUCUCAGUGGUCAAAAGCAGCUUCAAGCCAGGAGAUGUGAUUCAUUAUGUACUGGACAGACGUCGCACGCUAAACAUUUCUCAGGAUUUGCACAGCCUUCUCCCUGAAGUUUCUCCAAUGAAGAAUCGCCGAUUUAAAACCUGUGCAGUUGUUGGGAAUUCAGGCAUCCUUCUGGACAGUGGAUGUGGAAAAGAGAUUGAUAGCCAUGACUUUGUCAUAAGGUGCAAUCUAGCUCCUGUGGUGAAGUUUGCUGCAGAUGUGGGAACUAAGUCUGAUUUUAUUACCAUGAACCCUUCAGUUGUACAAAGAGCAUUUGGAGGCUUUCGGAAUGAGAGUGACAGAGAAAAAUUUGUGCAUAGGCUAUCCAUGCUGAAUGACAGUGUCCUUUGGAUCCCUGCUUUCAUGGUCAAAGGUGGAGAGAAGCAUGUGGAGUGGGUUAAUGCAUUAAUCCUUAAGAAUAAACUGAAAGUGCGAACCGCCUAUCCAUCACUGAGACUUAUUCAUGCUGUCAGAGGCUAUUGGCUGACAAACAAGGUCCACAUUAAACGACCCAGCACUGGUCUCCUCAUGUAUACGCUUGCCACCAGAUUUUGUGAUGAAAUUCACCUGUAUGGAUUUUGGCCAUUCCCCAAGGAUGUACAUGGAAACCCAGUAAAAUAUCAUUAUUAUGAUGAUCUGAAGUAUCGGUACUUUUCUAAUUCCAGUCCUCAUAGGAUGCCAUUAGAGUUUAAAACGUUGUAUGUGUUACAUAACAGAGGAGCACUUAAGUUAACAACAGGGAAAUGCAUACAGCAAUAAACCACAUUUAAACUACAAUGAGAAGUUGAGAAUACACACUUCGUCAUAAAGAUGUUGUGAAAUGACAGUGGGAUCCCAGUGAAGAUGGGGAUCAAUGUUUCAAUAUCCACUAAGCCAUUGGAAGGAGGAAUUUUAUCAGAAGUACAUAACCAGCUGUUACACCUGUAAGUGCUGUAUAACCAAGCUAUCUUGACUGCAAGGGUUUAAGUGCCACUUUCACCAAGAACAAAGCUUGAAUGUAUACUCAGUGGUGUUUACAGGAUCCAGUGACAAAUUCAUGAUGAACUAAUGAAGACAAAUACAGCCUGCUGACUUUCCACUGGUCAGACAGCCCACAGAAGAAAUCCCCAGUGGAAGAAAUAAUUUUGUGAGCAAAUAAACCAGGCUUUGGCAGAAAAGAUUGUGGUGGAAUUGAGUAGAGAAAGUAAAGACUGUAAGAUAAAUCAGUAAAUAUCUUCAGUCAGAGAACUGUUUCUGA